Molecule: messenger RNA, 858 nt
Organism: Pyrus x bretschneideri (Chinese white pear)
Lineage: Eukaryota; Viridiplantae; Streptophyta; Magnoliopsida; Rosales; Rosaceae
Exons: 3
Coding region: 1-858 (285 amino acids)
Source: RefSeq, a predicted model, not a curated record
AUGAUGGAAAUUGCAAAGUCAAGAAUGGACGCUGGUAAAAAGUGCAGCGGCAGUUCCGUCAACACAACAAGUGAUUCAAGAAAACGAACUAAUGUAAAUCCUUGUUUUGGUACAUCAAGUCAAGCACAAUCCUCAUCUUCCGCAGGGUAUUAUCGACCAAUAAAUCAAGUUGGUUGUGGAACACGUGACAUUAAAUCGAAACAGCACGUUCAUACAAACACUGGCAGCAGCAGUGGCGUUCAGCACCCAAAACUUCUUUCUAGGAUGUCAAGUGCUUCAAAAGAAGCAACAAAUGUAACAUCGAGUUUUGAUAUUUUGAGAAGCCAACAACUUGGAGCCUGCGAUCGGAGAAAAACCGGAAAGGAGUCCUACAAAUGCAGUCCUCGUGAAAAAGAAACAAUAAGACAUCAACCUGUAAAGUUGGAAAAGGAUACGCAGUUUAGGGUUACGCCUCAGGAUGCAGUCGCACCUAGCGAAGGCCCUUCAGCUAGACAUAUAAAGCAGGCUGCAGCAAACAUCAUUCAUGAGCAAAAUAGGUCUGCUUGUUCAGUAAAUGAAGGAGCACUUUCUUCUUUUUAUGCCAAACCACAGAUCAGUACUUCUUCCAGUAAAUUAGACGCGCAGAAGAGAAAUAUUGGACGGGGAGAGAGCUGUUUGGAAGGCCAAUCAAGAAAAGAUGCCAAAAGUGAAAUCGCGUCUGUUGUGAAGGUGAACUUGAAGAUGUUAACCAAAGACAAACCAUUAGGAGUUGAUGCAUUCAAGGAAAUCGCAAGGCUUUCCACGCAUACCAUUUAUGGCGCUUGUGGUUUAAAGCAUUCAAAGUCUGGAGAGCAGGAAUGUGGAGUAAUUUUGCAGUAG